AUGUUCCUGUGUUCUUGGCCCGGCUUGAAAGCCAGCCGGCCUCGAGACUCGUACUGCACUUCCUUCUCCUUAUGGUGUUCUGGAGGGUGCUCUGUACCGUUGUUGGUUUCCCAGUUUUCCUUCUGUCUCCGUCCUUGUGUUCUGUCGUCGUUCCGGGAUCCACUCGAGUCGCUGCGUCGCGUUGGUGUCUGCGUCUGCAGCCCCUACUUCCUCAGUCACCCUGACGAUGGCAAGUCAUUAAAUUUAACCUUCUGUUUGCAGUUUCGUUAUGGCUGUAAUAUUGAAAAUUUAAGCUAUCAGUAUAUAUGUUGGAUCGCUCAUUAA
Molecule: messenger RNA, 324 nt
Organism: Macrosiphum euphorbiae (potato aphid)
Lineage: Eukaryota; Metazoa; Arthropoda; Insecta; Hemiptera; Aphididae
Source: the annotation of a GenBank genome assembly